AUGACCAUGAAGGAGCAGCAAGAGUGGAAGAUUCCUCCCUGUAUUUCAAACUGGAAAAAUGCAAAGGGUUAUACAAUUCCAUUAGAUAAACGUCUGGCUGCCGAUGGAAGAGGGCUGCAAACAGUUCACAUCAAUGAAAAUUUUGCAAAACUGGCUGAAGCCCUCUACAUUGCUGAUCGAAAGGCUCAUGAAGCGGUGGAAAUGCAUGCGCAAGUAGAGAGAAAGAUGGCUCAAAAAGAAAAGGAAAAACAUGAAGAGAGACUUAGAGAAAUGGCCCAGAAAGCCAGAGAGAGAAGAGCUGGGAUCAAAACCCAUGUGGAAAAAGAGGACGGGGAGGCACGUGAGAGGGAUGAAAUCCAGCAUGACUGGAGAAAAGAGAGACAGCAUGACCGGAGCCUCACCAGGGCAGCUGCAGACACGAGGUCAAAACUGCAGAGAAAUGAAAACCGAGACAUCAGUGAAGUCAUUUCUCUUGGUGUGCCCAACCCUCUUACUUCCAAUGAAGUUCAGUGUGACCAAAGGCUCUUCAACCAGUCCAAGGGUAUGGACAGUGGUCUUGCAGGUGGAGAAGAUGAAAUUUACAGUGUUUAUGACCAAGCCUGGAGAGUGGAAAAGUCCGGAGGGGCCAGAUGCCAGAACCUCCCCACGUACUCUGCGUGA
Messenger RNA from Rangifer tarandus platyrhynchus (Svalbard reindeer), 660 nucleotides. The record is from the annotation of a GenBank genome assembly. Lineage: Eukaryota; Metazoa; Chordata; Mammalia; Artiodactyla; Cervidae.